This is a messenger RNA of Australozyma saopauloensis, 1158 nucleotides long. RefSeq lists its product as uncharacterized. Lineage: Eukaryota; Fungi; Ascomycota; Pichiomycetes; Serinales; Metschnikowiaceae. The transcript has a single exon. Bases 1 to 1158 code for a protein of 385 amino acids. The record is from RefSeq and is a predicted model, not a curated record.
AUGAGUGAUCAGAUGGAAGAGCCGCUGUCUCCAAUCAUUGAAAUUGUGGAGUUCAUUGAUGCAGAAGAUAACUUAAUCCAGUCGUUCACGAGAGAACUCAAACUUGAACAACAAGAUUUAAACCGGGGCACUCUGGAACUUGCAUCAAAUGGCGUAGAUCAUUCUGAAAAAGCGGGAAGUCUGACUUCUCUGAGUAUUGCUCAAGACGACAACAGACUUGAUUUGAGCGAGGCUGUGGGAAUUGCAGAACUACCGAGACAGAACAUAGAGAAAAAACAGAAACCUCCUGCGAGAGUCACAUUUGCGGAUCUGGACGAUGCUGUUGUGAAAGAAGCCCAGGAUCAGCCGCUAGAGACUACCAAACCAAACAAGCCACGGCUGCGCUUUCGCCAAAGAUUAGACAAGAAAAAUAGCGAGGAUCUCUCAAAUAAGCCUCAGAAAUCGAUUGCUCCGAACGGUUUUGAUGCGUCAAAGACCAACUCUGGUGAUUUGAUUGAAGAUGAUGAGUAUUUUAAUAGGCUUAAGGAUGAGCUUAAACAAGAAAACAUGAAAGACAAAAUGUCUAACUACAAAAGAAUGACAUAUCAGAACAGUAACUCCAAAACGCGAGAUAUCGUGCCAGAGCCGAUUGUGGAACCUAGCAAUGAACAUCUUCUCGAAUACGUUGAGGAGGACGAACUGACUGGAAGCGAAAGCCGACCAACCAUUGAUCUCGCAAAUAUAGAUGUCACAGAACUACCUGAUGAUCUAGAAACCCUUGUCCAGGCGUACGAUUUCGGUCUAUUCGACGAUCACACAAAGACCAAUGUGGUAGAAAAGCUCGAAGACUUCGAAAUCCUCAACGCAAUGAUCGAAGCUGAGGACAAAGACGAAUCACAGGAUCACACACAUGAAGCGUCCGCAAAUGAGCCUUCCAUUGAAAAGUACUCGAGUUUCAAGCACAACGAUAAUUUUGAUAUAAUGGCCGAUGAUAUAAUAGAAAACGAGAUCGCUGAGGAUUCCGAGGAUGAAGAUGAGAUGGAUGAAUUUUACAAUUACGACGAGAUACAACAGAAUGUUUUAGACAGAGAUAUUAGACAGCACUACUUCCGGUUGAGGAACAAGUUGUAUCCCUCCAAAGCAGCUGAGGAUAUGGAAGAAAUGGAACUAUCUGAUUGA